Saimiri boliviensis boliviensis (Bolivian squirrel monkey) is the source of this 920-nucleotide messenger RNA. NCBI's taxonomy places the organism in Eukaryota, Metazoa, Chordata, Mammalia, Primates, Cebidae. The record is from RefSeq and is a predicted model, not a curated record.
UUGUUGACACCGUUAUGUUGCAGGGCGCAUGCUCACUCCCAAGUUUCCUGGUGCCUUUUCUAUUUCACCUUAUGAAACUUUUUCCCCGGCGUGGUCUCAACCGCGAUUUAAGGCAUAGGUGUCGCCGAGCCCGGAGGCUGGGAGUCGCCAGGCGUGCGGGGGAGAGGCCUGGGCCGCGUCGCGGAGGGGGGUGGAGGAAGAGGGCAGGCGAGGCGGGAAGGUGGGCUCUGGCCGCCGGGAGCCGGGGACCGAGACGCCGCCGUCGCCCCUAGCGGGGAGCAGCCGGGAGGAGGGGGCCGCAGCCGGGAGAGGGGACCCCCACCAUGCCCAAAGUCUUCCUGGUGAAGAGGAGGAGCCUGGGGGUCUCGGUCCGCAGCUGGGAUGAGCUCCCGGAUGAGAAAAGGGCAGACACCUACAUCCCAGUGGGCCUGGGCAGCCUGCUCCACGACCCCCCCGAGGACUGCCGCAGCGACGGCGGCAGCAGCAGCGGCAGCGGCAGCAGCAGCGCAGGCGAGCCCGGAGGCGCCGAGAGCAGCUCGUCCCCGCACGCCCCCGAGCGCGAAACCCCGGAGCCCGGCGACGCCGAUGGCCCCGAAGGACACCUGGCGGCCAAGCAGCGCCCGGUUGCCAGGUCAAAAAUCAAGUUCACCACAGGCACGUGCAGCGACUCGGUGGUUCACAGCUGUGACCUGUGUGGCAAGGGCUUCCGCCUGCAGCGCAUGCUCAACCGUCACCUCAAGUGCCACAACCAGGUGAAGAGACACCUGUGCGCCUUCUGCGGCAAGGGCUUCAACGACACCUUCGACCUGAAGAGGCACGUCCGCACGCACACAGGACGCAGUGCAGGGGACCUGGGGAGCAUGGCUGGCUGUUGGUACCUUGGAGUAACCACGGAACUGGUGGCAUUGCUUCACCUGUGA